Molecule: messenger RNA, 348 nt
Organism: Merops nubicus (carmine bee-eater)
Lineage: Eukaryota; Metazoa; Chordata; Aves; Coraciiformes; Meropidae
Gene: LYRM2
Product: LYR motif containing 2
Exons: 3
Coding region: 1-348 (115 amino acids)
Cellular component (GO): mitochondrion
Source: RefSeq, a predicted model, not a curated record
AUGCGCGGUGUGUUCCCUUGCACGAAAUACGAGUGUGCUGCACCGGGGUUUGGGCAGCGCCGCAGCUUCCAGAAAAGGCGGUGGGGAGCUUGGCAGCAGACACACACUUCCCUCUCUGCUUCCCAGUUCCUGCGGCGACAGCAGGUUCUGCAGCUCUACAGGAAGAUCCUGCGGGCGAUUCGCGAGGUCCCUGCUGAAGCAGACCGCCGCUAUCUACAGGACUGGGCCCGGGAGGAAUUCAGGAGAAAUAAGGAUGCUACGGAAGAGGAUGCAAUCAGGAUGAUGAUUACACAAGGCAACAUGCAACUUCAGGAACUUCAAAGAACACUUAAGCUGGCAAAAUCCUGA